Parastagonospora nodorum SN15 is the source of this 171-nucleotide messenger RNA. RefSeq lists its product as hypothetical. The transcript has 2 exons. The record is from RefSeq and is a predicted model, not a curated record. Bases 1 to 171 code for a protein of 56 amino acids. Lineage: Eukaryota; Fungi; Ascomycota; Dothideomycetes; Pleosporales; Phaeosphaeriaceae.
AUGCUUCACAAUGCAUCGAGUAAAAAUGAAACAACCCACCAAGCCGCAGAUGCCAGCGACUUGGCGACCAUGCACUUUGUCUACUACCAAAUGGCGCUGCAAGAGGCGGAUACCUUGCGCAUGGGCGUCACGCGCACGGGAAGAUUGGAAAAUGCGAGGGCGGAUAUGUGA